Messenger RNA from Moneuplotes crassus, 614 nucleotides. The record is from the annotation of a GenBank genome assembly. NCBI's taxonomy places the organism in Eukaryota, Ciliophora, Spirotrichea, Euplotida, Euplotidae.
CAGAAAAUGUCAAGAAGGACUAAGAGAAAAACAGCAAGGAAAUACCAUGAAGCGCCGGUAGACUGUGAUCUCUUGUUUGACUUCGGAGAAGAAAGUGAUGCUACAGAGUAUACCGUAGAAGAAGAUUCACUGUUACCUAAAUAAAUACGAAGAUAGCAUCUACGAUCUUAGUGAGUAUAGUGAGAUAGGAUACUCAUCAGUGUGCAAUAAAAACCUCAUUGGAAAAGAUAUUGAAAAAUCAGAUCAAAACUUGAAUGAAAACCAGAAGUACCAAAAUAAAUUCAAGAAAACCCGCAAAACUCGCAUGUUUAAGAAAUACUACUUGAUAUCUCUCUUGGCCCUCUUGUUCAUCAUUGCUUGUGUGUUCUACUGGAUCUUUAGAGAAAACAGGUUGCACAGUUUUAAUGCCCAUCAUCGUAAAUAACUACAUAUAUAAAUUAUUGCAGGCUUUGAGUUCAUUUUUUAUAUACACAUCAAGGAGCUUCCUCUAAGAUUUGGGUAAAUAUUCUGUAAGCAUACAUGAAAACUCUCAGGAAAAUUUUUGAAUUAGCUGUUUUGGGUUAUUUUCAGGCAGAAUGAUUUGUGUUGAAUAAAAAAUAGGUUCUAAUUUUGAU